UCCGAAGGUGACCCCAGUCCAGGUGUAAGUAGCUGUGACAGUGACCAGCUUGUCACAACACGGGCUGGGGCCUCUCAGUCCUCUGACACAUCAUCAGAGAGCAUCCAGGAGAACCAAGUGGAAAUCCUAGCACCUGCAACUAGUGCGGCUCCAAUGCAGUUGAAUGCAAACUGCACUGCCCCUGGUACGGGUCCAGUCCCUGGCUCAGGAAACAUACCAGCUGUCACAACAGUCUCCAGUGUUGUCAAUUCAUUUCAGAAUCUCAAUAACAACCCCAGUAUGCCCCCACAGUCAGUGCAACACCAGCAUCCACAACAUCCAAUUGUGUCACAGCAUCCAAGCAUGCCUGUGAGACCAAACAUGCGUAUGAUGAUGAACAACAUGCCACACAUGAAUAACAUGCAGACCCUGAACAAUAUGCAGCCAAUGAAUAAUGUUGCCCAGAUGAAUGCAAUGCCUGGCAUGAAUGGCAUGGCCUCCAUGAACAUGCAGGGCAACCCAACAAACCAAGGUAUGCAUGCAAUGCCACCACAGAUUAAAGGGGACAACAAUGAGGAUGGUUGUCCAUGCAACAUGAAAGCCAUGAUUAUGUGCAUGAAGUGUGGUGCUUUCUGUCACCAUGAUUGCAUUGGCCCUGCUAGAUUGUGUGUAGCCUGCCUUAUUCGUUAGAAAAACAGUGUAAUAUUUACACUUCAUUUCCAGAUUGGUCAACACAGUUACACCUCAUUUUCGUAAAUGAAGGGAAUUUUUUUUCCUCAUUUGUUUUCAGGGAUGAUUCCAUGAUGAAAGGGAUGCAUAUUAGACAUUGAACUAAUUUAGUGCCUAGGAUUACAAUUUGGCAUGUAAUAAGACUUGCUAUGCAGGCAUAUGUAAGACAAACAGUAUGUUAGAGAAAACAAAAUGCACACAUAAUUUGACCUAGAAAUCUCUGCCAAAAGGUGGAAAAGAACCAGUGACUUUGGUGGCAGUGAUGAAACCUCAAAGAUAAUUGUGAAAUGGAUAUCUCAGGAACUGAUGAGCCGGUCACUCAUGCCUUUGUUUGUCGUUUUUGGGGAGAAUACAACUGAAGGAAGAAAAGUAAAUGCAUCAUAACUACUCUGAUAACUGUUUUCCAAGACUCUGAUUGAAUAGGGGCAGUGGGUCCUCUGUGAGAACUCACCACCUCUAAGGAAAAGGAAAAAUGGUCCUCUUGGAUUAGCAUUUAAACACACAAGACAACAGACAGUCGAUGCAUUUGGAAAAGUAUGUAUUGUGAUAACAGUACAAUGGUGAUGGUGCACUUUUUAAAAGGACUUCUUAACAGAUGUACCAAUGUGUUUAGAAUUGCCCAUCAUUUUUUAGUACUCGGUUUAUUGUAAAGGUUUACCAACACUGAAAACACAAAGUAUGUUAAUGCUGCUCCCUUUUAGUGAGAUGAUUUCUUUUAUUGUUACAUAACAUAGCAAGAGGAUAAAAGUACCGUUGGUAUCCUCUGAACUCUUGAUAGACACAUCUGUUAAGCACAGUCUUUAUGCUUAAUGAAUAUUUGUUCAGUUAAAAAAAAAAAGAAUAAAAAAAGUGAUUCUCAGUGCGGGUUGGCCAGGCAUUGUAUAACACAGGUAAUGAAGACAUCAUUAAACACACAACCUACCAACCCAGUCUGGUCUUGUGGACUAGACAAUUCUUUCUAAGCUGAUUGCCAAUUAAAGCUCAGAGACAUGAUGAAGAGGAUGACAACACCAAAAGAGAACAUAGAACAGUGCAUCAGAAAAGUCUCAUGUGUUGAGUUUAGCCUAGAUACUUAAAAAAUUUCAGGGGUUGCCAGACUUGAGGGAUGUCAAAAUUAUGAGCCUGAAGUAUUAGCCAACUGUUUCAUAGCACAACCACAAUAUGCUAAAGAAAAAAACAAAAACAAAAAAAGAUUGUAACAUGUGUAUUAAAAUUUGAAAUGGCAAAUGA
This is a messenger RNA of Penaeus indicus, 1938 nucleotides long. RefSeq names its product putative Polycomb group protein ASXL2. Bases 154 to 669 code for a protein of 171 amino acids. Lineage: Eukaryota; Metazoa; Arthropoda; Malacostraca; Decapoda; Penaeidae. Gene Ontology annotation, cellular component: PR-DUB complex. The record is from RefSeq and is a predicted model, not a curated record. The transcript is spliced from 2 exons. Gene Ontology annotation, biological process: animal organ morphogenesis; positive regulation of transcription by RNA polymerase II. Gene Ontology annotation, molecular function: chromatin binding; DNA binding.